UAAACUGGCCCUAUUGCCACUUGUUGCUUGAAAUUUUGUAAACAAAUACAAAACUUUUUCCAUGUCUUGGCCGGGAAAAUUAUUAGUUACUUACGAAAACUUCACAUCCGAUUUACCAGCUCUUGAAAUUGGCAAACGAACAAAAGGAUGUCACUCUUUCUGUCAGUGCAAGUGCAAAUGCUGCGGAGGAGUCAGGGAGAAAUACGUGGCAUUCGAUGGGGAAAACGUUAUUGAUUCAGAGUUUUCAAACGAAUUUUCCGGCGAUGACGAUGUACAGAAAAUUAUGCGUUUUCGCAGUUCGGAUAUGCUGGUUUUACUACAGGUAGCGCAAUUACGUGAUCAUUUUUGGACGAAUCAGUAUUUCAAAGUUGAUUUACAAGAAGAUUAUGAAGCUAUUGCAAAGGCUCUUGAACUUCAAAACCGGAAAUUUGAUUUGAAACGGUUGGCUGAGAUUCUGGAGACAGUGACCUCCGGCUACAGACGCGCAGUCAGCCAGUUAUCAGGCCAAGAAUCCCAGGGAGCCCUGCGUCCCAAAAUGAGAGCUCUUGUUUUACCAGGAUUGCGUUGUGAUUGCAUUAAAUGUGAACAACUUCCUUGGAAAAAGCUACAGGAUGUUGAGGAUCAUCAGAGGAGUCACACAUAUUCGGAUAACUUUCACUGCCAGAUUUGCUAUCGCAGAUUUUACCUUCAGCAUUCUCUAACUUCCUAUUUUAGCAGAAACGUAGGACCUAAAAACUUUGGAACUGAAGAACUCCAGGAAAAUCUGAGAUACAAAAGAAUACUAAAGAGUCUGAAAUCCAGAGAACGGGAGCAAACGGAGUUACGAUAUGCUAAAAUUGAGGAUAUAGUGAUGCCAGUAUACAAGGACUUAAAGAUGUACCUCAGAGAAGAAACUGGACCUUCCCUGCAAAAACGAAAGACAACUAGACACACCAAAUGUCCUAUUUGUAAUGAGAAAUAUGGAUUCUCUUUUAGCCACCAGCUGCAUAUGGUUAAGCAUAGAAGAGAUUGCGAUGAUAUAACCCUCUAUCCCUGUUCCUAUUGCAAUAGGUCUUUUAGGUCCAGAAAAUUUCUAAGCAAACACCACAAGAGGGUAAGAAUGUCCAGCAACAUUCGCUAUCGUCCUUUCAAGUGCCAAGACUGUCCAAGCAGAUUUCAACUGUGGUCUGUCCUUAAAACUCAUAUAACCCGGAUCCAUGAACGCAAGAAACCCUGUCUGAUUUGUCAACUUCCCACAUUGGGUCGCUGUUGUUUUAAUCACACAGUCGAGGAAUGUAGAGAAGCCGUUAAAAAACACCGAGAAAAACUUCGUCGCAUAAAUGGACCUCCCAAAGCAGGCUGCAAGAAGAAACCCAGACCAGUGUGCGAAAUCUGCGGUAUGGAUUUCGCAAACAAGUUUUUCCUUAGAGAGCAUUUGAACAAAAAGCAUUUACAUAGAAGGAAUUUUACUUGCGAAAUGUGCGGAGCGAGGUUCUUUAGCCAGGGCACAAUGCAAACACACCGUAAGUCAGUGCACCUGUUGAUUCAGACUGCAGAAUGUGAUGUUUGCAAUCUCACUAUCAAGUCUAGAGCAAAUUUCCUGAGGCACUGCAAGUCGAAAAGGCACAAGAAGGAGUUGCUUAAACUGAAUGGUGACCAAGAAAAGCAUAAAGAAAGUAACCAAAACGAAAGUGUGGCAAUCAAUCAAACAGAAUCGUCUAAUUCAUCAUCAGAUCCAAUCGAAGAAUACCUUGAUAUGCUACUUAAUAACGAAUCUACCACUGCAAGCGAGGAUAUAGAACCUGAGCCGGAAAUCUAUUCAAGAACGCCUAGCAGAUUUCAAAUUCCUGAAAAAGUUACUUUCUGUAAACCCUGUGGAAAUUCUAUUGUAGGAAACAUGCAACGGCAUUUCAGAUCGACUAAACAUAGGCGCAACUUAGUUGCGUCCAAAAAAAAUAAUAAGUCAUAAGCCGUUGAAUAAUUAAAUUCGAUCCAAAUUUAAUAAAACCGUGCAAAAUAAGUUAUAACAAAAUUUCU
This is a messenger RNA of Drosophila ficusphila, 2016 nucleotides long. Its product is annotated as zinc finger protein 595. NCBI's taxonomy places the organism in Eukaryota, Metazoa, Arthropoda, Insecta, Diptera, Drosophilidae. Gene Ontology annotation, biological process: regulation of transcription by RNA polymerase II. The record is from RefSeq and is a predicted model, not a curated record. Gene Ontology annotation, molecular function: zinc ion binding; chromatin insulator sequence binding. The transcript has a single exon. The coding region runs from base 62 to 1948 and encodes 628 amino acids. Gene Ontology annotation, cellular component: chromosome.